CAUGUCGCUGUCUCUGCUGCUGCUGCUGCUGCUGCUGGGCAGCUCCCAGACAUCUCAUUUUAUGGGAACGGUCAUGACCUUCUACCCAAAAGACCGCAGCCCAGAUGGAUCGGUCACGGUCGUCCUUCGCUAUAAGUUGAACUUCCACGCUUUUGGCGGCGACACGUGGAGGUGCUUCAGGGGGAACUGUGGGAGUCAGAGUUCUUUGACGCUGAACAGAGUGUCCCAGGAGAGCAGCGCAAAGUGGUACCAAGACGAGGGAGUCAUGACUCGGCAGGUUCUCGACAGAGGUGCUUUUCAGCUGUGGUUGAGCGGUGCUGCCUGGAUAAGUAACAGAAAUGGCAUCUCAUCAUGGAGAGCCGUGACACUGGUAGAUCUGAGGAACCGUUCCGACACCAGCAGGGCCAACGCGUCCCCUCAGACCACCAUCCUGCCACUUGUGAGAGUUCCUUCAAACUGUCAGAGAGAUUUCAACCUGUUGGCGUUUGACCCUGACGGAGACGAGGUUCGAUGCAGAUAUGGAAACGCAUCACUGUCAGAGUGUAGCCCCUGCACGCCAGCGUCUGUCCUCCGCCUCUCACCGUCGUGUACUCUGUCAUUCGGCGCCACCAGCAGCAGUGAUGAAGGUCCGUACGCAGUCCAGCUGGUGAUGGAGGACUUUCCCAGACAGACGAUCACCCUGACUCAAGGCGGAAGCUUCCAGACGAACAUAACUACAAACAACGCUAUCAGCAAAAUACCUGUCCAAUUUGUUCUACAGGUGGAUCCUGCGGUGCCAUCCUGCACAGAGGGACUCUAUCUGCCAGCGUUCCUGCCUCCAACACCGGCCAACAGAGCUCGACUUUACACCCCCGUCAAUCAGACCCUGGACAUCAGCAUUAGCGCAGCUGCAACUUUCUCCAUGGUCUCUGAGCUGCUGUUCAGCGGGCCGCACAACGUGAACCAGACCAGAUCAGGACCAGGUCAGUUUACCCUGAGCUGGAUGCCGUCUCAGAGCGAGGAGGGAGAGAGCCAACCCAUCUGCUUCAUUGUCCAAGCACUUUCCAAUUCAACAAAGUAUCAUUCUGAGCUGCGAUGUGUCAUCGUAAGUGUUGGAAACGAUCCAUCACCAAGCGCUGAACCAACUUCAGUGAGACCUACGCCAUCAGCGGGACCUACGCCAUCAGUGAGACCUACGCCAUCAGAGGGAUCUACGCCAUCGUCCCAACCAAUUGUCAUUCGCUUGACCGCGAGAAUUUCCUCUGUGGUGGCUCUGACUGAGGAAGACAUCAGGAGUACGGUCGUACAGCAGCUUAAAAACGAACUGGUGAAACUCGGAUUGCCACCCAGCGCCAAUCUGACGUUACUGAGGAAGGUGUAACUGGAAACUACAGCCACUGGGGACCCCUGCCGCUUCAUCGUGGUCACCUAUCCACUCGUGCACAAAAUCUAAGAAGUUUUCAUUUAAAUUUAAAGGUUGAACUGGGGAAACUGGGCUUUGUUUUUAUCAAGGUCCAUUUAGUAGCUGUUAUUGACAAUACACCACUGUUCACACACAUACACACACUUUAACGUGUAGUCAGAGACACAUAGCGUAAACACACACGCAUAACACAUAGUUCUUCUCCUGCUUCUCAACCUCAGCUCCUAUCAAAAAGGGAGUCUGCCAUAGCGGACAGAUAACAGGUUUUCAAACAUCUUGCUUCAUGAAUCACUUCAUUAUAUUAGUUCUGAGACAUCCUCUCUCCUGUGCACGGUACGUCCCACACAUCAGUACACACACAUAAAAUGAGCACACACACCGAGGCAAUAUGCUUAUGAACUCUAGUAACCGCGACUCAGCGUGCACGUCAUCAUGCAACGCCAGGAAGAAGACCCAGUGACGCCAGGAGGGCGGGACUGCCUUGUGAACCAGCCAACGAGGCAAUGCCGCGCGUUCAAGAACCUCUGUCACGCCCGGUAUCGAUAUAAAAGCUAUGUGCGUACUUUGUCUCAGCGCCAUUUUUCCUGAGCAGGACUGAUGGCCCAUGCAUGGACCCAUGCAUGCUCAUUUGCUAGACACUGCAGUUUCCUGACCUGUGACCUCUGAAUAA
Molecule: messenger RNA, 2072 nt
Organism: Limanda limanda (common dab)
Lineage: Eukaryota; Metazoa; Chordata; Actinopteri; Pleuronectiformes; Pleuronectidae
Exons: 11
Coding region: 2-1360 (452 amino acids)
Source: RefSeq, a predicted model, not a curated record